Molecule: messenger RNA, 1234 nt
Organism: Olea europaea var. sylvestris
Lineage: Eukaryota; Viridiplantae; Streptophyta; Magnoliopsida; Lamiales; Oleaceae
Product: cytosolic sulfotransferase 5-like
Exons: 1
Coding region: 69-1013 (314 amino acids)
Biological process (GO): sulfation
Cellular component (GO): cytoplasm
Molecular function (GO): sulfotransferase activity
Source: RefSeq, a predicted model, not a curated record
GAGCCUCUCAGAAAUAUAGAUCUAACUGCUCAUCACAUUUUUCUUUGACCCUCUCAAACACAUCACCCAUGGGGGAUUUAUCAACAAACUCUAAUUCCAACAAUGCGGAAAACCAUCUAAAUCUCCCAAAAGCUCGAUUCAUGGAUGCCAUGGAUAUUGUCCAGUGGGAAGGCUUCUGGUUCAAACCCGGCCUUGUUCAACCCGCCAUGACCUUCAGAUCAAUCUUUCAAGCAGCGAACGACGACGUCAUCUUAACGUCGAACAUGAAAACGGGCACAACAUGGCUCAAAUCUCUCUGUCUCUGCAUCCUUAAAAACCCAAAUACUGACGCGGAUUAUGAUCUUUUAGUUAAGGAUAACCCUCAUUUCCAUGUCCCAACAAUUGAAAGCACAAUUUACGGCACAAAACCUCAUAUAGAUCUUUACAAAGUUCCUUCACCUAGGCUUCUUCACAGUCAUUUGCCCUACAUUGUCCUCCCAGAUUCAAUCAAGAACACAGACUGUAAAAUAGUUUACAUUGCCCGGAACCCUAAGGACACUUUAAUCUCCAUGUGGCACUUUUUCAAUUCCAUUUUACACCCUGAUCAAGACCCUUUUCCCUUAGAAAAUACAGUCGAUUGUUUCUUAUCUGGGGUUCAUCAGUACGGGCCCUUUUUCGACCACGUUUUACAGUACUGGUUGGAAAGCCAGAAGAAUCCGCAGAAAAUACUGUUCUUGAAGUAUGAAGAACUGAAAAGGGAUCCCAAGGGAGAGGUUAAGAAACUUGCUAAAUUUCUUGGGAAGCCAUUUGCAAGUGAAGAGGAAAUUGAUAAGGUUCUGUGGAGAUGCAGUUUGGAGAGGUUGAAGAAUUUGGAGGUGAACAAGAAUGGAUCUACUUUGUUCAAUGUGCAUAACAGUUUGUACUUCAGGAAAGGUGUUGUUGGGGAUUGGGAGAACUAUUUAACCCCUGAAAUGGAAGAGAAAAUCAACCAAACAAACCGCAUUAAGCUUGAAGAGUAUGGUCUGUUUCUGUAAAUUCAUAUGUCUAUAUAAUUACAUACAUGCAUAUAUAUUUGUGUGUACGUCUAUAAUAUGCUCGUUUGGAACGUAUUACAUGACACAACUGGAUUGUAUAAAGAAUAAGACGGCACUGCUAUCAAGCCUCCUAGAAAAAAUAUAGUUGCAUUCAGGGGCGGAUCCAGCCGUUUUGGGUUGUGGGGUGAAAAGUUUAAUACAUCGUAUCUUUUGCUAUGUUC